Molecule: messenger RNA, 3044 nt
Organism: Photinus pyralis (common eastern firefly)
Lineage: Eukaryota; Metazoa; Arthropoda; Insecta; Coleoptera; Lampyridae
Exons: 10
Coding region: 10-2718 (902 amino acids)
Molecular function (GO): protein binding
Source: RefSeq, a predicted model, not a curated record
UCUUCUAACAUGCCUCGUGUGCGGUGGCGUUCGAUACUGUGGUAUAUUUUGAACUUUUUUUGGAUUGUUGCGGUGACAGCCGACUGCUGGUUCGAGAACGAGCGUCAUAAAGAAGGUCAGGAAGUGCCCACGACUGAAUCGUGCUUGAAUUGCACCUGUAGCCAAGGUACUCUCGUUUGCUAUCUGCGUGUAUGUCCCAAGUUUCCUAAUCCACCUCCGUCGGGCUGUAUCGCGUUACACAGACAUAAAACCUGUUGUCCCGAAUUAGUAUGCACAGACAACCCAGCGGGCAACCGAAUUGAGGCACGAUCAGAUACAUUUCAAAUUCCAACUGGCCAUAAAAAGCUAAUGGGAAAUGUUUGUAUCGCAAAUGGUACCGUUUACGGUCCUGGAUCGGCAAUGGGAACCUCGAGCCUAUGUGAGUAUUGCUAUUGCAUUGGAGGUGAGCAGACGUGUAUAAAACCAAAGUGCCUUCUGAGUUUGGAAGGGUGCACUCCGAUCUUCGAAAAACACAACUGUUGCCCAGUACGUUACAAUUGCACUGGAUUUUACGCUCCCACUAGCACAACAACUCAAAUGCCCCAUUGGAGAAGUACAUGUGCAGUUGGUGGUGUACAAUACGAGGAGGGAAGCAAAGUGGUAGGAAUCGGGCAUUCGGCAUGCGACAAUUGUUAUUGCAUCAGGGGAAUUCUGCGAUGUGAGCCUCUAUCGUGCGCCCCCGCCAUCUUGGGAUGCAUUCCAGUCGUCAAACCUGGUCAGUGCUGUCCCGAAAGUUAUAACUGCAAUGGUCCGUUCGACAUACAGGCAGAAGUAAAUUAUGACAACCAUCCAACUGUAAGUAAAGAGUACGCGAAGUUGAGGAAGGAAGUACAACUACUCCCAAGCAAGAACGUCUCUGAUACUUACUACGUUGUGGCUGAGUCUACCACAGUAAAUCAGAAAGGUGCGAGUAAUACCGACCCAAGCAUCUUUACUACAUCUGAAUCUACAACCGCAAGCAUAGGUAAAAAGUAUACCUCCGGCCCAGAGCCAAUCCUUGACGUACGUACGCGCCCAAGCACCGGUGACAGAAGAACCAAACCAGCACUAUCUUUUGGUACGACAAAUUACGUAUUUCAGAAUACAAGGUAUAAAAGGCCUUUACUAACCACCGCUUUUGAUUCAACAACGCCUAAGCUGAAAACCAAUGAACAAACUACAAAUAAACAACUAAGAGCGUCUGACUACGAAAGCGACCUUAUGAAAAUAGUUGAUUCCUUUUUCGGUAACGACAAUGAAAUAGAAGACAAUGUAACAGAAGUCCAUACAAGCCUCACAACAAAGCAACCGACCAACAUUAACUUAACCGAUGUCUUAUCGACCAUACUCUCAACUCUAACCGAGGAUCUUUCGACAACUUUUAAUGGGGAAACAUCGACAUCACUUUCGUCUACCUUAGAUGAAGCCCCAGAAACUUCACUUACAACGGCGGCGACUAGAAUGAACUCGACGGCAGUGACGGCCGUUGUUACAACCACGGAUUGCAUAAAAAAUAACGACACCACCAGAACAUCGCAAAAAGAUGACCAAGCCACCUCCACCGAAGCUAUCGAUAGCACAUCGACUUUCUCGACAACUGCACUUGACUAUACCGAAGUUGAUUUGGAAUCGAAAGUUAAAGUGAACACUCUUACGGUUACCCCAUACAAAAAACUUACGCCGGAUAUUGAGACAAUUUUAAAUAGUACGAUCACCAACCACAAGGAUUACGAGGACUACGACUAUGAUGAGCCGACGUUGCCGCCAUCGCUACCAAAUUUGAAGAUAAUUCCCUUCGUAGCUGCUGACGCCCUCGAUCUGAAGGGUCGCGACCAAGAGAAUUCUUUAUAUCCUGAUCGGGUGACUGAAGCGCCGCCCUACAGUUUAUUUUCGCCUCCUGAUAAGACUGAAGGAGGAUUCGUGCCGAAACAACCGCCGCUGAUACCCGAAUACUACGAGAAGGCGAAUUCGAUCAUCACAUCAGCAACCACAUCUCAGUCCAUCACUAAUAUGGUCAAAUCUCACGAACAUAACUGCAUCGCAGAUGGUCGGGAAAUUAAGCAUCGCGAAACCGCCACCGAGCAAGACUGCAUCGUUUGCGUUUGCUUUUACGGUAACAUAAUCUGUCAGCAACCACCCUGUCCGUCUCCUGCCCAAAUGUGUUCGAAAUCAUCUGAGCAUAAAGUGUCCAGCUGUUGCUCUCGCGUAGUUUGCGAACCCCGCGAAUCUCCAACAAUGGCGAAGGAUCGUAUGGACAUCAAUGUUCAAGAUAUCAUUACACUUGCUGAAGGUGCGACGACACGCGAUCCUUUUAAAAAUGUAAUACGAACAGAACCAGCGCCAAGUUUGCAAAUGGUAGACUUCCCCUACUUAACUAGACCAACAACACAAAAGUUGACGGUCAUUCCAACAACUACACCGGGUAAAAAGGAUGAACUUUCAAUUCACAGCAUCCUAGACCUUCUACUUUAUGGCACACCAACAACUGCCGGCACCAAACCCGAAAAUCCCACAACACCGACUCCAACACCAAGCUCUCAAAAAUCGACCGGUGGAGGUGUAGGAUUAUUGAAACUGGCCGGCUGUAACAUCUACGGACGGAUGUAUCGUGUCGGUAGGAUUAUUUCUGAACUUUCCGGUCCUUGCAUGGAAUGUAGGUGUACCGAAGUCGGCGUCCAAUGCACCCCACUAAAAUGUUGAUCUCAGCAAGCUUAGUAUUUUCAUUGUGAUUACUUUAAUGAUUGUAGAAAUUUUAUCACCAAACUGUGCCAUUUCUUCCCAUUUAUCAAACAAUUAGCACGUUUACCAUAGUAAUAAAUUAACCAUAGUACAAUACCCAGGUUGUCUUUCAAAAUAUACAAUAGCAUUAAGAUUUAACAGAGGCUAAUAGAUUUAAUGAACAUUUUCGUAUAUUUAGGGAUAUGAUCCGUAAGAUGUUUUGUGCGUUUUGCCAAUAGAGGCUAAAUUUUAUGUUUAAGUUCAUAGUUGUAGAGUAUUUAUUAAUAAAGUCUAAUUCCGAUUUUUUG